UUCUCCUUCAUAGGUUUAACACACAUGAACAAGUCAGCAACACAGACUGUGACUGAGUUUGUUCUCCUGGGAUUCCCUGGUUGCUGGCAGAUACAGCUUUUCCUCUUCUCAUUGCUUUUGGUGGUUUAUGUCCUAACUCUGCUGGGGAAUGGAGCUAUCAUCUGUGCAGUGAGAUGGGAUCCACGACUCCACACCCCUAUGUAUCUUCUGCUGGGAAACUUUGCCUUCCUUGAGAUCUGGUAUGUUUCCUCCACCGUUCCCAACAUGCUAGGCAACAUUCUCUCUAAGACCAAAGCCAUUUCAUUUUACGGUUGCUUCCUCCAGUUCUAUUUCUUCUUUUCCCUGGGCACCACUGAAUGUCUCUUCCUUGCAGUAAUGGCAUAUGAUCGGUACCUGGCCAUCUGCCGCCCAUUGCACUACCCCACCAUCAUGACGGGGUGGCUCUGCAGCAUGCUGAUGUCUCUCUGCUGGCUCACUGGGUUCCUUGGCUACCCAAUCCCCAUCUUCUUCAUCUCCCAACUUCCCUUCUGUGGUCCCAAUAUCAUUGAUCACUUCCUGUGUGACAUGGCCCCUCUGAUGGCUCUGUCCUGUGCCCCAGCCCCUAUUACUGAAUUUAUUUUCUAUACUCAGACCUCCCUUGUCUUAUCUUUCACUGUUUUGUAUAUUCUUCGAUCCUAUACCCUGCUGCUUAGAGCUGUUUUUCAGAUCCCUUCUGCAGCUGGUCGGCAAAAGGCCUUCUCCACCUGUGGUUCUCACUUAGUUGUGGUGUCUCUUUUCUAUGGGACAGUCAUGGUAAUGUAUGUGAGUCCUACAUAUGGAAUCUCAGCUUUGAUGCAGAAAAUCAUCACACUGGUAUACUCAGUAAUGACUCCUCUCUUUAAUCCAUUGAUCUAUAGUCUUCGUAAUAAAGACAUGAAACUUGCCCUAAGAAAUAUCCUAUAUGGAAUGAGGAUUAGUCAAAAUUCAUGA
Choloepus didactylus (southern two-toed sloth) is the source of this 969-nucleotide messenger RNA. RefSeq names its product olfactory receptor 11H4-like. Gene Ontology annotation, cellular component: membrane. The record is from RefSeq and is a predicted model, not a curated record. Gene Ontology annotation, biological process: G protein-coupled receptor signaling pathway. Bases 25 to 969 code for a protein of 314 amino acids. Gene Ontology annotation, molecular function: G protein-coupled receptor activity; olfactory receptor activity. The transcript has a single exon. Lineage: Eukaryota; Metazoa; Chordata; Mammalia; Pilosa; Megalonychidae.